Guyanagaster necrorhizus is the source of this 2764-nucleotide messenger RNA. RefSeq names its product cobalamin-independent methionine synthase. Gene Ontology annotation, molecular function: zinc ion binding; 5-methyltetrahydropteroyltriglutamate-homocysteine S-methyltransferase activity. The transcript is spliced from 8 exons. Lineage: Eukaryota; Fungi; Basidiomycota; Agaricomycetes; Agaricales; Physalacriaceae. The coding region runs from base 38 to 2335 and encodes 765 amino acids. The record is from RefSeq and is a predicted model, not a curated record.
ACUAUCCAUUCACUUUUUUCUCUUUCACGAAUAGAAAAUGGUCGCCUCCAGCGUUCUUGGUUUUCCUCGCAUCGGUGCUAAUCGUGAAGUGAAAAAGGCAGUUGAAGCCUACUGGGCUGGCAAAAUCUCUGCGGAUGACCUUACUAAGACUUCAGCCGAUGUUAAAAGGACAAGCUGGACUUCUGUCAAAGCCAAAGGCGUUGACUUUGUCCCAAGUGGCGAGUUCUCUUUGUACGAUCACGUUCUUGAUCAUUCUGCUGCUUUCAAUGUGAUCCCCAAGCGAUACACUGGCCAUGGUCUCUCCCCUCUUGAUGUCUACUUCGCCAUGGGACGAGGUCGUCAGGCUGAUGGUGUCGACGUCCCUGCCUCGGAGAUGAAGAAGUGGUUUGACUCCAACUACCACUACGUUGUUCCGGAAUUCUCGGAGGAGACUGACUUCCAGUUGAAGUUCAACAAGGCCCUCGAGGAGUACCGAGAGGCCAAGGCUGCUGGUGUUACCACACGCCCCGUCAUUUUGGGUCCCAUCUCCUUCCUCGUCCUCGGUAAGGCGUCAAAGGAGGCCAAGCCCGGUUUCCAGGCUAUAUCUCUCCUUCCCAAGCUUUUGCCCGUUUAUAAGACACUUUUGGCUGACCUCAAGGGGGCCGGUGUUGAAUGGGUUCAAAUUGAUGAACCCGUCCUUGUUCUCGAUGUUGCCGCCAACUUGGAGAAACAGUUCACCUCUGCCUAUACCGAGCUGGCGCCUGUUUCUCCCAAGAUUAUGCUGACCACCUACUUCUCUCGGCUCGACGCCAACCUUUCAUACGUUGCUCAGUUGCCUAUCGCUGGCCUCCAUAUUGAUCUUGAUCGUGCUCCUGGCCAACUUGACGAAGUCAUUGCCGCUAUCAAACCUACCGCCAUCGUCCUUUCUCUGGGAUUGGUUUCAGGACGUAACAUCUGGAAGGCGGAUUUUGCUGCUGCCCUUAAAGAGGGACAGAAGGCUGUGGAUGCCCUCGGCUCGGAGCGUGUCAUCGUUUCAACUUCAUCUUCUCUCCUUCACACCCCGGUCACCCUUGCUUCGGAGAAGAAGCUCACUGAGGAGCAGAAGGAUUGGUUCUCCUUUGCCUUGGAGAAGGCGGCUGAAGUUUCCACCCUCGCUGCAGCUCUUUCUGGUUCUCAGGAUCCUGGUGUCGCCGCAGCCCUUGAGGCUAACCGAAUUUCCAUCGCGAAACGUCGUGAGUUCGAGAGCACUUCGGAUGACACCGUUCGCAAGCGCGUUGCUGCCAUAACCCCUGAUCAACUUGACCGUAAGAGUCCGUUCGCUGUACGCAAGGACAUUCAGGCCAAGGCGCUCAACUUGCCAAAGUUCCCUACCACCACCAUUGGAUCUUUCCCUCAAACCAAGGAAAUUCGCCAAGCCCGUGCCAAGCUUGGCAAGGGUGAGAUUAGCGAAGCUGAGUACGAAGAGUUCAUCAAGAAGGAGAUCGAAAGUGUUGUGAGGUUCCAGGAGAAGAUUGGCCUUGAUCUCCUCGUCCACGGUGAACCUGAGAGGAACGACAUGGUUCAAUACUUUGGAGAGCGGCUCUCUGGUUUCGUUUUCACUCAGAAUGCAUGGGUUCAGAGUUAUGGAUCACGUUAUGUCCGACCUCCCAUCAUUGUUUCUGAUGUCAGCCGGCCCAGUCCCAUCACGGUGCAAUGGAGUAGCUAUGCUCAGAGCUUGACCAAGAAGCCCAUGAAGGGAAUGCUGACUGGCCCAGUCACCAUCCUCAACUGGUCAUUCCCUCGUGCCGAUGUCUCCCGCGAAUUGCAAUCCAAGCAGCUUGCUCUCGCUCUCCGUGACGAAGUCAUCGACCUCGAGAAGGCUGGCAUUAGCGCUAUCCAAGUCGACGAACCUGCUAUUCGUGAGGGUCUGCCUCUUCGUCGUUCGGACUGGGAUGCCUACCUCAAGUGGGCUGUCGACUCUUUCAAGUUGUCGACUGCUGGUGUCACCGACCAGCUGCAGACUCACUCUCACUUCUGCUACUCUGACUUUGAUGACAUCUUCCCCUCCAUCCAGCGUCUCGAUGCCGACGUUAUCUCCAUUGAAGCCUCGAAGAGUGAUAUGAAACUCAUCAACACUUUCAAGACUUAUGGAUACUCCAACCAGAUCGGGCCUGGUGUCUACGACAUUCACUCGCCUCGUGUCCCUGGCGACCAGGAGAUCAAGGACCGACUUAGUGCUAUGCUUGAGAUUCUUCCCGACUCUCUGCUCUUUGUCAACCCUGACUGUGGUUUGAAGACUCGUGGCUGGAAAGAAACCGAAGCCUCGCUCGUCAACCUUGUUGCCGGUGCUCGCUGGGCUCGUGAAAACUACGCUUAAAUAUCCCCUAUCAUUCCGCUUCAACAGCGCUCUUUGACUGGUUAACUUAUGGGCUUCAUCAGUCCUGUGACCGUUGGGUAGUUGUGGCGAUAUUGUUGCUGGCGUUAGGACAUGCAUGCAUAAAAGGGAAGCAGAGUAGACUGCUGCACGCUCACUCAGUGGGAGCUUUCGCUUAGCGAGGCCGUGGCUGAGGAGGGUUGGUGCGGCAGUAAUUCAUGUGCUCGGAUUUCAACAAUCCCCGAAUUUGUAUCAUUAAGCAUCAUCGCAAUUGCAUUUUUCGCUAAUCGCAUACGUAAAGUAUAUGGAGUUGCUGUGUUUCUUUGUCUUGGACGGUGAAUAGAAAGGACCAUUUGUAAGCGAACUGCUUGAUCUCGUCACCUCCCCAUCGUAGAUCGAGAGUAUUCUUGCCGUAAUCCCAGAGUUUCCGAG